Messenger RNA from Tyto alba (common barn owl), 3818 nucleotides. It is a transcript of the gene CD24, whose product is annotated as CD24 molecule. Lineage: Eukaryota; Metazoa; Chordata; Aves; Strigiformes; Tytonidae. The record is from RefSeq and is a predicted model, not a curated record. Bases 120 to 368 code for a protein of 82 amino acids. The transcript is spliced from 2 exons. Gene Ontology annotation, biological process: cell adhesion.
CACGGGAGCCGGCGCUGCCAUAAAAAAGGGCGGGAGCGGCGGAGCGGCGCAUCCUUCUGGCCCGCGGUCAGAGCGGCGGCAGCGGCAGCGCGGCGGGACGACAGCGGCAGCAGGCGGGCAUGGGGACGGCGCUGGCGGCGCGGCUCGGCCUGGGGCUCCUGCUCCUGGCUCUCCUCCUACCCACGCAGAUCUACAGCGAUCCCAAUGGAACAAGUCCAACACCUUCAAACAAUUCAAGUUCCACUUCUCUGUCAGCUGUCACAAAUUCAGUGAACAAUACCACCCCUCAGGGACAUGGAAAUUCCCUUCACUCAACCACAAGUCUUCUUUUCAUUCUCUCAGUUUCUCUUCUGUAUUUUUGCUGUUAAGAGACUCUGGCAUGGAAAUGGCUACCACUCCCCACCCAGUUUCCUGAACCAUCUGAGAUGGCUAGAUCUCUGACCCAGCAUGAAAAUAAAUCAGUCCAAACUCUGCAUCAAACCAGCUUGGUUCCACUCCAUACUCAAAUUAGUACCAGUCUGAUCUAGAGAAGCACUCAGUAUUCUGACUUUCCAAAGCUGACCAGUGUGAAAAAACGACUUCAGCAAGGAGGUAAAACGAUGAGCUCUUUCACCAAAUGAGUUGGAAUUGAAAAACAAGAUGGAAGCAAAAAGAGACGGUAUUGACAACCCCUGCUUUAAAGCUGAGAAGAAAUGCAGUAUCUUACAAUAAGGAUGGAUAAUAACACUCCACUAAAAAAAAAAGGCUAGAGGGUUUAUCUACCUUUUAGAGUAAGGACUUGAAGAGAUUUUAUUUUCCAUUUAAGUUCAUUAAAGUCAACAGGCUCAUAGAACCACUAGAAAACACAGAAGAGCUUGAAUGGUUCUGUUUCUUGCAUAGCCUAUAUGGUUAUAACCUAUGGGUAGUAGGAUGUAUGCAAAAGAAAUAAAAUAUUGAUGAAAAGGGUUUCUUCUAGAUUUCAUUUGUAUGAAAUUGUUACAAGGCUAAAAUAAAAUACCAAAUUUUUGUAAGAAUCCUCUUAUUUUACUUCUGAGUCCUAACCAAAUGGCUAGCCAGGCAGGGCUAGUUUUGAAAUAGCUGAAAGCCACCAGUUUUCCUAAGAGUUGAAUUAUCUAUGGUGGUAAUUCAAAUUUGAUGUUUUACUUAAAUUGUUUGUAUAUUAAACCAUAUGUGCCAGAGAAAGGAGGUGUGGAAACAUUGGAAAAAGUACCAGGAGCUUUUUGUAAAUGAAGUCCUGACAAAACAAAACAAAAAAGUUAAUAAAUAAAUGUCUCUUCUUUCCCCUAUUUCUCCUCCCAAAUUCUAAAAAUUGGUUAAGUUCUUCUUGCUCCUGGAACUUUCCUUAAUUAUGAAGGAUUUGUGGAAUCUUUAGAGUAAUGUUCUAGUGCUGCUUUGUUUUUGUUUUUUUUUUUUUUGGCACAAGGUAAAUAACUUAGGUUUUUUUUUUUGAAGAGUUUUAAUUCUGAUAGUUUACUUUAAACAUGGGCUAAUAUUUGCGGUGGGGAGAAGGAAUGGGGAGAGGAGAGCAAAACGCCAAAAAUAAGAAAUUAAAUGAUCAGGUGUUUGGAAUAUGAAGACUGGAGUCUUAAUCUAAUCCCUGAAUUUAAAGGUUACCUUUGUAAAUACUACUUUUUAAAAUUUUUCUGAAUCAAAAUUGCUACACUUGCACAGAUUGUUUCUGUAUCAUCCAACACUUUAGAUAAUAGUAUCUGGUACUCGAUCAAAGCAAGCUUUGUUGAAGAGGUUCAACUACCUUGAUGAUAAUACUUUGUCAGAAAAAAAUAAUGUUGAUAUGAUCACAUGUGAGUAUACAUGAUCAUAUCACUGUGUAUAGCUAUUUAUCUUGCUAUAAGAUCAUGUCAAACAUGAGUGGCUCUUUUUUUUUUUUUUUUUUGAAAUACACAUCUGUCUUUCAGUUACUUUACCACCAAUCCACAGUAUCAUAUAUUAAUAGCAAGCUAACAUUAAAUUCAUGUCGGUGAGUGUACAUGGACAUUUCCUUAUGCUUAUCAUUUGUAUCCAGUAAAAUGUUAAUGAUUGUAUUUUUGUGUUUGUGUAAUUAUGCUUUGAUUUAUUAGCUACUGAUUUUCACUGGAAAAAAAAAAAACCUGUAAAUAAAACAGUGGACAGGCAAUGCAUUCUAGAUGCACUUCCAGAAACUUCUACAAAAACUUGUAACUUACCUGCAUAAAGUGAAUGAACUGUUGAGCAAGACGGUAUAUGUGAUUAAAAACCUCAAGGUCUAGAAAUGCUGAAGUGUAAUUAGUUUUAUUUCUCUAAGGUUUAGUGACACUGAGAGUCUGGAUUCCACUCUGAAAUGAGUGCGUGAGAUUUGAUUAGCAUCUCUAGUAACUGUAGUAAGUUUUCCACACUUAUUACAGCCUCUUCCCUUUCAAAGUAUUAUUAUGCUUUCUUUUUAGACAAACAGAGCUUAAACAGAGUUUUCCUUUGUUUCUUACCGUGGCAGCGAGUUACUUUCCUUACAACGGCUAAAGCUGUCUUUCAGCUUCUGGUUAUCAAGUAUGUGAAUUAACUGCUUGAGGUUUCUGACUCCCACGGACUACGUUAAUAUAAUAAGAAUAUUCUAAUAAUACAAGUUUCACCAUGCUUGAUGAAGGACAGGGGCUGGAAGAGGCAGGAAUUUGUGCAAUAUUUUGCCGAAAAGCAAAACCUGUCAGGAUGAGAACUCAAAAGCAGUUAGUUCAUGACAUUCCGAAGUUGCGUCUUUGUUGUUUUUCAGGUACGCUCCUUUCUAAGAACCCCUAAAGGCCCGGUGCUAUUCUGUGAUUAUCUUUGCUCACUAGAUGUGGAGGAAGGCAUUUAAAAAACGCCUAGCUACUUAGGCAUGCUGCGCGAAGGUCUGCAUUUUUCAGUGGGAAAGAGGCCCCCGGAGAGGCCUCCGGAGGGAAUGCAGCGCGGCAGGCCUUUGAUUGUGUUCCUUUACUUUUCCAGUAGGCUGAGCAAACCCGAGGAGCGGCAAGAGUUUAUCAAAGCUCACCAUUUGCCUGUACCUUGGAAUCUGCAGGGAGUUUCGGAGCACAUUGUUCCCUUGUUUAGCUUAUAUCUGAAUGCUCCAGAAGAAAGCAUGGAGAUAAAAUAUUACGUCAACCAUUACCUGGCUGUGUAUCUUUUUAAAAAGGUAAAAUUGAAAAGAGAGAUAUUUUCUCCAAAGAGACGGAGAACAACAAAGGCUGCAACAAUGGGCCUUAAUUUUGUGAUGUACCAGUAAAAUAAGUGAAAUACAGGCAUAUGUUUGAAGUUAAGUUUUGCUAGAUAUUCGGAUGAAUUGGGAUGGUUGGCUUAACUGAUGGCAUGCCUUUUUUUUUAAGUUAUAUUUUUGAAGCAAUAGGGCCAGAUUUGUGUUUUAAUAGCAUCUAAGCAUGUUUAAAGUCUCUUGAGUUUUUGAGUUUUCACCAGACCAGAUGAGCGAUUUAGAAAAAUGAUCUGGUAACCUUUGUUCCGUUCCAUUCCGUCACAGAACAAUGGAAUCAGUGAUGAAGAAAUCCACCCAGGGAAAGAGGACGUGAUGGAUUUAUUUAACGAAAUGGGAAGGUGGGAGGGAAGGGAGGAGAAUGGAGCCUACGCACUUCACGACUACUUAAUUUUUUUAAAAUGACACCUGUAAUAACUGGAACCAGCUCUUGCCUAUGCCUCUCACUUUCAUGAAUCUGUCCAGCUGGAGUGUGUCUGGAUAAUAUGUUAUUGCAAUGACUCUGAAACAAUUCUGCUUCUGUUUGAUGCAUGGCACUGCUUUUGUUGUAAACAUAUGCUAGCCACCUAUGUCCUGAAUAAAGUACAGUGUUAUUAUUUGAAUGAAA